UUCCAUAUCAUACCACAUCUCUUUAUCUCAUAACGUUUAGAAUUUUGUUUAAUCACUAUAAACGACACCAGAAGUAUCAUAUAAAGUCUCCCAUUAAUCUGAUGCAGUUGCAAUUGACAAUAUGGGAUGUCCUGAUAAAUGACCUUAGUGUGAACAGUCAUUAAAAUACCAGUUUAGUUCCUUCAAGAUUUUCUAUAUUACUUCAGGAGAUAACUCUUGAAAUCCGUAAAGCGUUUGCUAUAGACAGUUUCACCAUUGCUGUACAAUAGACAAGAGUCAAGAGGCACACUUAAAGAAAAAACUACAAUGUUUUCUACAAGAGCUGUUGAGGAUGGGUACUGUGAAGGGUUUUAAACACUUAGCCACAUACUUGAGAGGGAAAGAAGAAAUGGUUAUAAGCAUUGUAAAUGAACCACAGACUCAACACCGUGUAUAUAACACAGAUUCUCGAAGAAAUAGUGUGAUGGAGGAUCAAGUUGCAGAUCCAAGUAGAAGUUUUACCUCUCAACAACUACCUUAUGACAAACGUUCCUUGUUGAUAUCCCUUAGAUCUCAGAUGAACCUGAAUUUAAAUGCACCAAAAGGGAUUGGAUUACCGCCAGCCUCACCUAGUGAUAAAGAGAGCAAUGUUGAUAGUGACACAACCUUAUUUUUGAUAGCUGGUUAUGCUAGAUACAGUUGUCCAUAUGUUUGGGUCAGAUCUAACCAUCAAAGACUUAUCAGAUUGACCAAUGAUUCCACACAAGAGAAAGACAGCCCAUUACGUCUGAAAUCAACAAACAAAUGGAAUUCCUAUGACAUACAUAUCUGGGAUAUUAUAGCAGAACUUGUCAAGCUGUGUACCUACCCAUCACCUAUGAACCCAUUUGAGGUAGAUUUUGACUAUUUUACCACUUUAUCAUUACAAGAUCGAGUCAUUGCUACUGGUGCCAUGGUUCACUGCUUACAGAACAUAGUAUUACAUACACAGGAUGAGAAAGUAUAUGCUAGUAAAGUUUUCGAAGAGUUGCAGAUAAUCACGAAGCUUCACUUUCAAGCUUUACAACAGCUGGUCAAAGAUGGAGGACUACCUGUCCUACAACAGCAUAUAGCCCGGUCUAAUCCUCGACAAAGGAGUACAAGUUCUGGAAGUUCAAGAUAUCCUAGUGCAAGACCUGGGUACCAGACACAACCAUAUACCAGUCAGAUAUACCAGACACAGCCAUAUGGAUAUGCUCAAUAUUGAGGCAUUUCAAAUGUGCAGUAUAUGAUGGGGUGGAGGGGGGGACAUGUCAUUUUUUAAUGUAAGUUUGAAAGAUCUUUACAAAUCACUUGGAACAAAUGGAGGGAAAAAAGAUAUGUCUCAUAUCCAUGUGAUAAUUGUUUUUGAUUGAGAAUUUUUUUUCAAAUACUUUUUCAGGCCGUGCCAUAAAAGUUUUUUUUAUUAUGCCAUUGCCUAACAUAAUAUUUGUGAAUUAUUUAAUUUUCUUUCUUUCUAUGUGCUUAGGGUUUCAUUCCACCUGAUUUUUUAAUGUACUUAAAAAAAAAUUAUUAAUAUUUUCAUUCUUAUCUAUUUCAACAGAUCUUUAAUCCUUUAUUUUGAAAUAACAAGUUCACUUUAAAGUUGAGAGCCAGUGUCAAAAUCCCCAAAUGACACCAAGACAAUCACAGUAGUAAAAACCACAACCCUAAACAAAACAUCUCUGUAAGUGACCUUAGAUUGAAUAUUAUACAAUUAAUGGUUUAUUCCAUAUCCCAGAAAAAAAAUGUUUUCAAUGACAAUUAUUUACCAAAACAAAUUGAACAUCAAACAAUUUACCAUGAUAAUACAUGUAAAAGCAUGUGACAUUUAGCGCAGUCAAUGUCACUCCUCGUAAGAUGAUAUUCAAAAUCUAAUUCAUAUAGAAAAAUCUACUAAAAUAAUACCAAUAUGGAAUAAUACUUUAAUAUAUUUUUAUACCCCACGCAACGAGUUGCGGAGGGUAUAAUGUUUUUGACCCGUCUGUCCGUCCGUCCGUCCGUCUGUCCGUCCGUCAGUCCUAUUUCUUGUCAUCGCAACUCCUCUCAAACCACACAACAGAAUUUCACGAAACCUUUUUAGAUAAUAAGGACAUACUAUGUAGUUAUGCAUAUUGACAGGAAAUUACGAUUCAAUUUUUUUUCUAGGAGUUACGCCCCUUUGAACUUAUUUGCCCAAUAUACUACUGCAACCUUUUGUCAUCGCAACUCCUCUCAAACCACACAACAGAAUUUCAUGAAACCUUUUCAGAUAAUAAGGGCAUACUACGUAGAUGUGCAUAUUUACAGGAAAUUAUGAUUCAAUUUUUUUUUCUGAUACAAUUUUUUUUCUUACACUUAUUUUAUUUCUCCAAUGACAAUGUGGGGACGUGGGGUAUGUGAGCGCGCUCACUAAGGUUCUUUCAUUGGUACAUGAAAAGGAUAACAGAUGAUUAUCAAAAAUAGUUGACAGUACAACAAACCACAUCAACCACCAAGAAACGAAUACUGGUACUUUAUGUAAAUAGCUGUACCAACAACAAAGAUCAUCUCAUAGUCCAGAUGGCUUGACAAAUAGCUCUUGUUUUUUAAGGCGAUUUCCUACUGAACUUUCUUAUAAUACUUUAUUAUAAGAUAUUUAAGUUAUGACUUUUUUUUUCAAAUGUGAUGUGGUAGUAUAUGAAUAAAUGUGCAAUAUU
Mytilus californianus (California mussel) is the source of this 2675-nucleotide messenger RNA. RefSeq lists its product as uncharacterized. The coding region runs from base 332 to 1225 and encodes 297 amino acids. NCBI's taxonomy places the organism in Eukaryota, Metazoa, Mollusca, Bivalvia, Mytilida, Mytilidae. The record is from RefSeq and is a predicted model, not a curated record. The transcript is spliced from 7 exons.